Messenger RNA from Diabrotica virgifera virgifera (western corn rootworm), 2744 nucleotides. It is a transcript of the gene eEF2, whose product is annotated as translation elongation factor 2. Gene Ontology annotation, cellular component: cytosol; ribonucleoprotein complex. Gene Ontology annotation, molecular function: ribosome binding; GTPase activity; translation elongation factor activity. The transcript has 11 exons. The record is from RefSeq and is a predicted model, not a curated record. Bases 155 to 2689 code for a protein of 844 amino acids. Gene Ontology annotation, biological process: translational elongation. NCBI's taxonomy places the organism in Eukaryota, Metazoa, Arthropoda, Insecta, Coleoptera, Chrysomelidae.
CCUAAAAGUAUUUCUGAGAUUGGUUGGCGGCAGUGACAAGCUGUCUAGUGUCUACGGCGUGGCAGAGAGUCGGUCUCUUUCUUUCACGGGAGUGCGCCAUCGUUGGCGUAUCGUAAUUUUUGGUUGUGCUUGAGAAAAUCGUCAAACAUCCAAAAUGGUGAACUUCACCGUAGAUGAAAUUAGGGCCAUGAUGGACAAAAAGAGGAACAUCCGUAACAUGUCCGUCAUUGCCCAUGUGGACCAUGGUAAAUCUACAUUAACAGAUUCUCUAGUAUCAAAAGCUGGUAUUAUUGCUGGUGCCAAAGCUGGAGAAACCAGAUUCACAGACACAAGGAAAGAUGAACAGGAACGUUGUAUUACCAUCAAAUCAACUGCCAUAUCUAUGUUCUUCGAGUUAGAUGAUAAAGAUCUUGUGUUCAUCACCAACGCUGACCAACGUGAGAAAGAUGUGAAAGGUUUCUUGAUUAACCUUAUUGACUCUCCUGGACACGUUGAUUUCUCAUCAGAAGUAACAGCUGCCCUUCGUGUCACUGAUGGUGCCCUUGUAGUAGUAGAUUGUGUAUCUGGUGUAUGUGUACAGACUGAAACUGUACUCCGUCAAGCUAUUGCAGAACGUAUUAAGCCAAUUUUAUUCAUGAACAAGAUGGACCGUGCCCUCUUAGAAUUACAGUUGGAAUCUGAAGAACUUUACCAGACUUUCCAACGUAUUGUUGAAAACGUCAACGUCAUUAUUGCCACCUACAACGAUGAUUCAGGUCCAAUGGGUGAAGUCAGAGUUGACCCCAGCAAAGGUUCAGUUGGUUUUGGAUCAGGUCUCCACGGAUGGGCUUUCACUCUCAAACAAUUCUCUGAAAUGUAUGCCGAGAAAUUCAAGAUUGAUGUAGUUAAACUAAUGAACCGUUUGUGGGGUGAGAACUUCUUCAACCCCAAAACCAAGAAAUGGUCCAAACAAAAGGAUGAUGAUAACAAACGUUCAUUCUGUAUGUACAUCUUAGAUCCAAUCUACAAGAUUUUUGACUCCAUCAUGAACUACAAGAAAGAAGAAUAUGAAGCACUCCUUCCAAAAUUGGGUAUUGCCUUAAAACAUGAAGAUAAAGACAAAGAUGGUAAACAAUUAUUGAAAGUAGUUAUGCGUACCUGGUUGCCAGCUGGAGAAGCUUUACUUCAGAUGAUAGCCAUUCACUUACCAUCACCUGUGGUAGCACAGAAAUACAGAAUGGAAAUGUUGUACGAAGGACCUCAUGAUGAUGAAGCAGCUGUUGGUAUCAAGAACUGUGAUCCAAAUGCACCUCUUAUGAUGUAUGUAUCUAAAAUGGUACCCACUUCUGACAAAGGUCGUUUCUAUGCUUUUGGUCGUGUAUUCUCUGGUAAAGUAGCUACUGGUAUGAAAGCCCGUAUCAUGGGACCCAACUACACCCCUGGCAAAAAGGAAGAUUUGUAUGAAAAGGCUAUCCAACGUACCAUUCUCAUGAUGGGUCGUUAUGUUGAAGCUAUUGAAGAUGUCCCAUCUGGUAACAUCUGUGGUUUGGUUGGUGUUGAUCAAUUCUUGGUUAAGACUGGUACCAUUACCACUUUCAAGGAUGCCCACAACUUGAAGGUCAUGAAAUUCAGUGUAUCUCCUGUAGUACGUGUUGCUGUUGAACCUAAGAACCCUGCUGAUUUGCCAAAACUUGUAGAAGGUUUGAAACGUUUGACCAAAUCCGAUCCUAUGGUCCAAUGUAUCAUUGAAGAAUCUGGUGAGCACAUCAUUGCUGGUGCCGGAGAAUUGCAUCUUGAAAUUUGCCUUAAGGAUCUUGAAGAAGAUCAUGCCUGCAUUCCCAUUAAGAAAUCUGACCCUGUUGUAUCCUACCGUGAGACAGUAAGUGAAGAGUCUGAUCAGAUGUGCCUCUCAAAAUCACCCAACAAACACAACAGAUUGUUCAUGAAAGCUUGUCCUAUGCCUGAUGGACUUGCUGAAGAUAUUGAUGAUGGUAAAGUUAACCCACGUGAUGACUUCAAAGUCCGUGCCCGUUAUCUUACUGAGAAAUAUGACUAUGAUAUAACUGAAGCCCGUAAGAUCUGGUGCUUUGGACCUGAUGGUACUGGACCCAACAUCCUUGUUGAUUGUACUAAGGGAGUGCAAUAUCUUAAUGAAAUCAAAGACUCUGUGGUAGCUGGUUUCCAAUGGGCAACCAAAGAAGGUGUCUUGUCUGAAGAAAACUUGAGAGGUGUUAGAUUCAACAUUUAUGAUGUUACCUUACACGCUGAUGCUAUCCAUCGUGGAGGUGGUCAAAUCAUUCCAACAACCCGUAGGUGUUUGUAUGCUUGUUUAAUGACAGCUGCACCCAGACUUAUGGAACCUAUCUACAAGUGUGAAAUUAUGUGUCCCGAAGUUGCUGUUGGUGGUAUUUAUGGUGUAUUGAACAGAAGACGUGGUCACGUAUUUGAAGAAGCUCAAAUCGCUGGUACACCUAUGUUCUUAGUAAAAGCUUACUUACCUGUAAACGAAUCAUUCGGUUUCACUGCUGAUUUACGUUCCAACACUGGAGGUCAGGCCUUCCCACAAUCAGUCUUCGAUCACUGGCAAAUCUUACCUGGUGACCCAAUGGAACCCAGUACCAAACCCUAUGGAAUUGUGCAGGACACACGUAAAAGAAAGGGUCUUAAAGAAGGACUUCCAGACCUGGCACAAUAUCUGGAUAAAUUAUAAACAACUAAGAAACUUAAUUUAUGUACAGAUUAUUUAAUAAAAUUAUUUCAAUUUA